Molecule: messenger RNA, 1374 nt
Organism: Phoenix dactylifera (date palm)
Lineage: Eukaryota; Viridiplantae; Streptophyta; Magnoliopsida; Arecales; Arecaceae
Source: RefSeq, a predicted model, not a curated record
AGAUAAGAGGCAGUUCACACCAAGACAAUAGCUCGCGGUAUGUAGACGGGUAUCGAUAAAAAAAAAAAGAAGCACUGCUUCAAUCCUAUUAAUUUUCAGACGACUCAUUGAUAUUAAUAACCGAUCGAAGGAGGAGAAUCCAACUAGACCCAUCUUCUUGUUUCUUCGUAGCCCCCAUCCCUUCCCAAACCCAAACCCUUCAAACUCGAUGGAUCCCGGCAAGGAAAUCGCUGUCGAACUCCUCCCCCUCAUUCGAACCUACAAGGACGGCCGCAUCGAACGCCUCUUCGGCAGCGACGACUUCGUCCCACCCUCCCUCGACCCUGCCACCGGCGUCACCUCCGAAGACGUCCUCAUCGACUCCGCCACCAACCUAUCCGCCCGUCUCUUCCUCCCCGACCUCACCUCCCUCGGCCCUUCCCAGAAGCUCCCCGUCGUCCUUUACUACCAUGCCGGCGGCUUCUGCUCCCAAAGCGCCUUCUCGGCCGUCUACCACAACUUCGUCAGCUCCCUCGUGGUCGAAGCCAGGGUGAUCGCCGUGUCGGUGGACUACCGUCUGGCGCCGGAGCACCCGCUCCCGGGGGCCUACGAGGACGCGGCGCGCGCGCUCCAGUGGGUGGCGUCCCACGCCGAGGGGCCUGGGCCCGUGCCUUGGCUCGCCGAGCGGGGGGAAUUCUCGCGCGUGUUCCUGGCCGGCGACAGCGCCGGCGCGAACAUCGCUCACAACAUGGCGAUGCGGGCGGAGGCGAAGAUCGAAGGAUUGGUGCUGAUACACCCGUACUUCUGGGGGUCGGAUCGAAUGGGCUGCGAGAAGGACCGGGUUGACAAGCCGUUUCUGGAGGCGGAGAUGCUCGACCGGCUGUGGCCUUUCGCGUGGGGGAGCGCGGUGGAGAGCGACGACCCGCAGAUAAACCCAAUGGCGGAGGGGGCGCCGAGCCUGGCGGGGCUGGGGUGUGGGAGGGUGCUGGUGGUCACGGCGGAGAGGGAUGUGCUGAGGGACAGGGGAAGGGCGUAUUGCAAGGCGUUGAGGGCGAGUGGGUGGAGAGGGGUGGUGGAGCUGCUGGAGACCGAGGGGGAGGACCACGUGUUUCAUCUAUUAAAUCCUGGCUGCGACAAGGCGCUGGAGAUGAUGGCGCGGUUGGCGGAUUUCUUUCGUGAGUAGCGGGUUGACGACGGCAAUGAUAAGAAAUGGGAUCGGGCUAGGUUCUGGGCCUCGUCUCGAGAAAGUUCGGUUAGAGCCCAAAUAAGAAACCAAGAUGUUGUAAUGAUUGCGUAUAACUAAAUAAGAAGAAUUUGGUUCAUUCUUCGUUGCCUUAGAGGCUGUUAUUACUCAAAAGUCAUGAUAAUUAGAUGACUAUCAAUUUUAGGGAUGCA